CACUUGAAGCGCUCUAUCCCUAACUAUUCUCGUGUACGAAUCAGCGUGCCUCUCUCUCUCUCUGAUGCGAGUGUAAAGGGUGCCAUUUGAUUUAUUCCUGACUGGAAACUUAAUUGCUCCGCCCCCGGGAUACCGUGUGACAAGUCAUUUCUCCUUUUGAUGUGUAUGUGUGUGUGUUAUGUGUGUGUGUGUGUGUGUGUGUUAUGUGUAUGUGUGUGUUUGUCCGGCGGACCUGCUCUCCGAGAAUCUUAAACAUAACUUCAACAAAGCCUGUGCUGGACUCCUGAGUAGAGAGAGAGAGAGAGAAAGACAACUUUGAUCAAAUACAGAGCCAACACUGAGCUUGUUUUUUGUUCUAUGAUUCUUGGUUCUGAUAAAAAGGAGAAUUGAAGCGCUUGGGUGUUUCACCAAAUUCUAUAUGUACCAGCGACCAUGGCCACGCCGAUGGCUCUGAUCCCGCCUGCUCCGGUGAAUCAGACUCUGAUCGCGACCCCUUCGUCCUCUUCCUCCUCCUCAUCUUCUUCCUCUUCUUCCUCGCCGGCCAUCUCGUCCAUUCCUGCGUCCUCGGCGACUGGCGGCGGAGUGGGUGCCGGGGCAGCACAGACUCUAUACCGAGCGGACGGGAGCUCCAAGCCGGUUUACUCCACGCCGUCUCCGGUGGAAAACACACCGCAGAACAACGAGUGUAAAAUGGUCGAGCUGCGAGCGGCCAAAGUGGCCUCGUUCACCGUGGAUGGACACGAGCUCAUCUGUUUGCCUCAGGCUUUCGACCUGUUCCUCAAACACCUGGUCGGGGGACUUCACACUGUCUACACCAAAUUAAAGAGGCUGGAUAUUACACCGGUGGUCUGCAAUGUGGAGCAAGUGCGCAUUCUCCGAGGGCUGGGGGCAAUUCAGCCCGGGGUCAACCGCUGUAAACUGAUCUCCAGGAAAGACUUCGAGGUCCUCUACAACGACUGUACCAAUGCCAGUUCCAGGCCAGGAAGACCUCCAAAACGAUCCCAGAGUGUUACAUCCCCCGAGAAUUCCCACAUCAUGCCGCACACUGUCCCAGGACUAAUGUCUCCAGGAAUGAUUCCACCUACAGGUCUUACAGCGGCAGCGGCGGCCGCAGCAGCAGCAGCAACCAAUGCAGCCAUCGCAGAGGCCAUGAAGGCAAAGAAGAUCAAACUAGAAGCCAUGAACAGCUUCCACGGUAACAAUAACCAGCAUGGCAAUGAGUCUGAAAAUGGUGACGUGAACUCUAGUAUCGGUAGCAUCGAUGGCUCCUGGGAUAAAGAGAAACUGCAGUCUCCCACUGCCCCAUCUACACAGGCUUCUGUCAGCCAUGCUGCCCUCUCCAGCCAGCACAACCUCGCAGUAAAUCAUUCCCUCAACUCCCUUCAGCAGAACCACUUAUUACCUAAUGGUCUGGAGCUCCCAUUUAUGAUGAUGCCCCAUCCACUUAUCCCUGUUAGCCUACCUCCGGCAUCAGUUACCAUGGCAAUGAGCCAGAUGAACCACCUUACCACUAUUGCUAAUUUGGCAGCUGCAGCACAAGUACAAAGUACCCCUUCCAGAAUGGAAACCUCAGUUAUUAAGGAACGUGUUCCUGACAGUCCUUCACCCACCCCAUCUUUGGAAGAUGGCCGUCAGCCAGGGAGUCAUCCUUCUUCCCACCGCAGCAGCAGCGUAUCAAGUUCACCAGCUCGAACAGAGUGCUCUUCCGACAGAAUCCCUGUCCAUCAGAAUGGAUUGUCACUUAACCAAGCACUGCUUGGUUUGUCCCCCACUAUCCAGCUUGGUAUCAAGGAAGGUGAUCUUGCCUGUCCAGAUGGAGGACAUGAAAUGAAAAGAAUACACACUGAAAAAGAUGCUGCUCAACCCACAGAUGUUCCUUCAACAAAUUGUUGCUCCAGAUUCCAGCAUCUGCAGACUCUUUUAUAUCCUGAUGAAGUCCUGAUGUCAAAUCCAACUGCAAGAGAUUGUUUUGAGAAACUUUCCCUGGCUAGCCAACAUCUACCACCAGGCUUCCCAGCUCCCUUCCUCUUCCCAGAUGGACUUUCUUCCAUAGAAACUCUGCUGACAAAUAUCCAGGGACUGCUGAAGGUUGCCAUUGACAAUGCCAGGGCACAAGAAAAACAAGUCCAAAUUGAAAAGACCGAGUUAAAGAUGGAACUGUUCAGGGAGCGGGAAAUGAGGGAAAGCUUGGAGAAGCAGUUAGCCGUGGAGCAGAAAAACAGAGCAAUAAUUCAGAAACGGUUAAAGAAAGAGAAGAAGGCAAAGAGGAAAUUGCAGGAAGCACUUGAAUUCGAGACCAAGCGUCGAGAACAAGCUGAGCAGGCAUUAAAACAAGCUGCCUCUGCGGACAAUCUCAGGGGCUUGAACGAUUCAGUGACCCAGGAGCUGGAAGCUGAUCGCAGCACUGGACGAACAGAUGCUGAAAGGACAAUACAAGGCCCUGUGGUCCUAGACUCUUCCACUACUGGAAAGAUCCUCUCCACAUCCACUCUACCAAGGCCUCAUUAUUCAGUGGGGUUUCAAUGAGAUCCCUCCUCAUCCGUCCAAAUUCCAAUGGAAGGAUGUAUCUGAAGUCAUCUGUAAUGUAUUAAAACAACUGCACCAUAUGACUCGAAAAUUCAACCAGGAUUAUGAGAAAAAAAAAUUGUAUAAAAAAUAAAAAUAAAGUCCUCUACUAACAUGCGGGUUAACUGCGUUUUUGAGACAGCUUUACCCAGUUUGCAUAACUGUGUUACUUUGCCAUCCAUGAAAUGUUUGAUGUAUUGCGAUGAUAUUCCUCUCCAGCAACUGACUUCAAUGGCAAAACUCUCUGAAAUAGACAAUCCUGAUAAGUAUGAAACACCCAGACGCAAAUAGUGACUGUCAUCAGGAGGUCACUGCUGACACUAUACGCGUCCUUUUUUGUGGACUAGACUCUGACCAGUGCUGACAAUUGCAAUGUUAAGCACAUCACGCAAAAAAAACAACUCACCAGUAGUGAAAAAGAAGCGAACAAACUCUUUUUAAAAUGUUUAUUGUUCCCCUUCACUUCUCAUUUGUUAUAGAUGGCAUGUUCAGACCAGCAAGAAAGCUUCUCAACCCUUUCUUUCCUGGAUCCAAAUGAAUUUUACUUAUAGGGCUGCCAGGUCAGUACGUCAAAUAAUAUUGCAGGGACAUUAAUGUUUCAACAGGGAGAUUAAAAGACUGGGUUGAAGGAAUAGGUAGAGAGAGAGAAGUGAGGAAGUUGUGUGUUGAGUAUACAGACAAAAUGUAACCCGUGGAAGAUAAACCUGGCAUUGAGAUUCCUCUGCUAAAUUUAAAAAUAAACACACUCAAAUGAAAGUGAAUGUAAGUUUUAAAAGUCACAAAAGAUAUAUAUGUGUGCUUUCCACACAGACACAUAUUUGUGAAUACUGUUUGCUUCUUGCCAAGCUGCUGGUCGUGUGUAUAUAAUAUGACACAGGGAGGUAAUGUGUAUGCAGUAGAUUAUUAGAGAAAAAACACAGUACUUUUGAGAUUUAAAUGCUGAUAUGUUUUGUCACAUUGUUUGUUCCAGACACUGCAAUUUUUGGUUAUAUUGCUCAUUAACAAAGCAUGCAGGCAUGUAAAUAUUUGUCCUCAAGUCACAGUAUUAUUGAACGAGAUCCUUGGCGUCUGUUUUGCGCCUUUUUAAGGUCAGUGUGGCAGGUGGGAAGCCCUGUCUGCCCAACAUUCAAUGAGGGGAGCCUCUUGUCUCUGCUCUCUGACACAGAACUGAUUAAAUUAAUUGAGAUUUGCGGCGUUGCAGCGUCAUGGAUUUAAAAAAGCAACAGAAAUGUUUCUCUCUUUGUUUCUUCCUAUAAUUAUUAUUUUUGUGUCAUCUUGAGGCAUUGCUCUUCAAAAAAAAAGGAACUUUGCAACACUUGAUGUAAUGGUUGAAACAAAAAACCUAGAUGAGUGGUGAGUUAAAGUCUGUAUUCUCCCUGUGUAAUAGGGAAGGAUGGUUUUGUGUAAUUAUCAAUGUCUUUGAUAAACUGUGUGAUCACCUUUGUGCAAAUAAUUGAAAGUAAACUCCAACACAGUGCUAAUUUGCUAGUGUAGCCUUUUCUCUUCAUUUUGCCUUUGUUCACUGCCAUGUUAACCAUUAAAAGACCACCCUUGCAGAGAAAACAAUCCCCACUGGCAUUGUUGACUACUAUGGACAGAGUAGGUCAACAGUAGACCACAAGAACAUGAGCAGGAGUAGGCCAUUUAGCUGCUUGUGCUUGCUAUAUCUUUUCAUGUAAUCAUGGCUGAUAUACUACUUCAGUCUAACCUUCCUGCAAUAAUCCUAUUUCCCUUAUUCCUUUCAUAAAAAUCUUUUGGUCUCUGUUUUGAAUCCACUCAGUGGCUGAGCUUUCCCAUUAUUCUUUAGUAGAGAAUUCCAAGAUUCACUCCCCUUGGGUGAUAAUCAUUUUUCUCGUCUCAGUUCUAAAUGGUUAACCACAAAUUUUGUGAUGGCAACCACUGAUACUAGACAAUCCAGCCAGGAGAAAAAUCAUUGUUCCUUCUCCCAUUCAAUUCCAAAUAUAAUUUUUUGUUUCAAUAAAAUCACCAUAUGCUCGUGUACGCUCGUGUAUAUAGCCCCAGUCAUUUUAACCUAAUCAUAUGACUAUUCUCCCACCCUCAUACCAAUUUCCCAGCAUUCAAUCUGGUGAACUUUCAUUGGAUUCUCUCCAAUAUCCUUCGAUAAAAAUACCAGUACUUUACACAAUAAUCCAGAUGCAGUCUCACCAGGGCCCUACAUAAUUGUAGUUGAACAUACUUUCUUUUGUACUCAUCAUCUUGCCAUAAAAGUCACAUAUUGUUUCCCUUCCUAAUUGCUUGCUUUACCUGCAUGUUAUCUUUCAGUGACUUUUGUGUACUAAGAAACCCGAGUCUCAUUGAACACUGACUUUUCAACCUCUCACUAUCUACAAAGUAUGCUACCUUUCUACUUAUUUCUAGCAGAAUUGUUUUUUUGCACACAAAUCAUAUCUUUCCACAUUAUAAUCCACGUGCCAAAUCUUUUUACGUGACCUAUCUAUAUCCCGUGAAAUGUAUUUGUAUUCAUUUCAAUAUCUACAAUGGAAUGCCUAUUUCAUCAUGGCAGGUCACUGUUUAUAGUUAUUGGCAAACUUUGUCCUACCAGAACAGAGACUGCUCUCACGAUGUUUUCAAUGUUACAACAGAACAUAUUUUUUUAUUUGUCAACACAUUUGGCUGAUGAAAUUAGGUUAUAUUCUUUAGAGUGUAUCUGUAUUAGCAAAAAAUACAAAAGCGAGGUUUACCAAAUUUUAAAUCACAUCAAAGACAUGAAAAAUUCACCAUUGAACUGGUGAAAUAAAUAAAAUUAACAAAUGCUGUUAUAAGUCUGACUAAAUCCACUAGCUUGUUCAUUAUAAACCAAAAUGAUGCCCAGCUAUACAAAUUGAUCAGAGGGUGGUUUUACAUUAGCCUAAUCCAGGAAUUUGGCAACAAGAUGUCUUUCUAGCACACACUGUAACAGCAGGAGGUUUAGUCUCGGGGGAUCAAUAUGUCAUGACAAAUAUCUUAAAGAAGGUUAAUAUGGAAAUAUAGUAAAAUGAGACAUCUUCAAAGAUUUUAACUGGCGAGUGAAGGAAUAAAUAUUUUUUCCAUACCUUCUCUAUUUUAUAUUUUCCAGCAUUGCAUUACAAAGCUUGCAAAAGGGAGGGAGAAAAAGUGAACUAUUUGUUUCUCUGGCCACGAUGGUCUUGAAAGGGUUAACAACUGAGAUGAUGCAAUUCUGCCAAAUAAAGCAUCCUUACUUGAUCUUUCUUUAAAAAAACAAAACAUCUUGAAAAAAAUUGUAUCUAACAUUUGUUGUUCCUCUGCACCUUGCAUAGAGUCUUUAAGUUAAUGUAGAUCACCUUGGGACAAUUAGAUUACAGAAUGUUCCCCUUUCCCACCUAAAUGUAGUUCAAGUGUGGUGAUUUGCAUCUCAACAAGUUAGCUAGCUAUUGGCAGGAUAGUAAGAUUAACUAUAUGCUGCCAAUAUAAAUAUGGCAUUCUCUUAAUCCAGUGAUUUGAAUGACUGGUAAUUUGAAGGUUGAUAACCGGUUGUCUUUUGUUGACUUGUUUGAGAUAACAAAUGCAUUGAAAGCAGAAAUAUGAAAGGUAAAAGGAAGCUUACGGAAACCCAAUACUAGAGGGGAUUUUAAGAGAAAAAGCUCUCUAGAAUAGAAAUGCAGGUUUUCUUUUAUAAAGUCAAAGAAAGGUUUUUUUUUUUAACAUAAUGGGAUUACCCUAGUUCUGUUGUUCAUUAAACUGUCCAUUGCCUCUCAGUACAAUACAUUUUCACUUUAUUGUUUAUAUACUUUUUAUCUUGAACAUGUAUGUUUUGGUAUCCUGUAUUAUAACCACAUUUGCGCUCUAUGCAAGCCCUUGGAACAGAACACACUCAUCUUCAACUAGGACAUACGAAAAUUGUCUAUUUUUAUCUAUAUAUUUAAAGUUUUCUAAAAAAAUGGUUAUUACAAAUUUUGUUGUACAAAAUCUGUACAAAAAGAUCUGUUUUUACAUCAUAAUGCAAGAAAUCGAGAUUUUUCUAUGGUAGCAUAGUUAUUUGAGCCUGGUUUAAAUGUGAGAACCACGUUUACUGUAUUGUAUUUAAUUUUCUUUCUUUUCAACAAUCUGCUAAUAAAAAAUGUCUGAACUCCA
Messenger RNA from Leucoraja erinaceus (little skate), 6657 nucleotides. Its product is annotated as dachshund homolog 1-like. NCBI's taxonomy places the organism in Eukaryota, Metazoa, Chordata, Chondrichthyes, Rajiformes, Rajidae. The record is from RefSeq and is a predicted model, not a curated record. The transcript is spliced from 14 exons. Bases 433 to 2526 code for a protein of 697 amino acids.